Hibiscus syriacus is the source of this 1399-nucleotide messenger RNA. Its product is annotated as nodulation protein H-like. The transcript has 6 exons. The record is from RefSeq and is a predicted model, not a curated record. Bases 204 to 1241 code for a protein of 345 amino acids. Lineage: Eukaryota; Viridiplantae; Streptophyta; Magnoliopsida; Malvales; Malvaceae. Gene Ontology annotation, molecular function: sulfotransferase activity.
AGGCUCUUUGGUUUCUUCUUCUUCUUCUUCUUCUACCUUUCUUUGGUUUUAUGCCUUUCUUUGGAUUGUUUCAGUAGCUGAGAUUACAAGGGAAACAAGAUGGAUAGUCCCAAUGAACCCUCCGCUUUUUCUUAUGCUAUCUGAAUUUAUAUGUACUUUAAUCACCUCCUUUCUUUCUUGCUUCAGCUUCUGCGAAAACAGCAAUGGCCGAGUACAUGUGUUUGUUUCACAAGGAUACUCUAAUUAUAAAAUCUCCCAAGAAAUCUCCAUUGUUCUUAAGGACAGUAGUUUUCUUGUUUGCUGUAGUGUGUGGUAUUUAUGUCUGUACAGUUUGUUUAAAGCAGUUAACUACUGUUACCAAAGUCCAAUUUCAAAACUUCCAAGUCAUAGAGAAUCCAACUCCAGAUAGUAACAUUAUCGAACAAAUUGAAGCUCAAAUUCCUAGCUUGCACUACCCUAAACCUGAAACUUUUAGCAGGGGUGAAUGCACACAAAAUCCGGUACGAUUCUUUUCCAUAUUGUCGAUGCAGAGGUCCGGAAGUGGAUGGUUUGAGACUUUACUAAACAGCCAUAUCAAUAUAAGCUCAAAUGGGGAGAUAUUCUUUCCAGUGGAUAGGAGGAAAAACAUUUCGACUAUUAUACAGACUUUAGACAGAGUUUACAGUUUAGAUUGGUUCAAUAGUGCUUCCAAGAAUGAGUGUUCUGCUGCUGUUGGCUUCAAGUGGAUGCUGAAUCAGGGACUGAUGGUGAACCAUAAAGAAAUAGUAGAAUACUUUAAUCAUUGGGGAGUUUCUGUUGUAUUUCUCUUUCGAAGAAAUUUGCUUCGAAGAAUGGUUUCUCUGCUUGCGAAUUCAUAUGAUCGCUAUGCCAAGCUAUUAAAUGGAACCCACAAGUCUCAUGUUCAUUCACAGGAAGAGGCGGCCGCUCUCUCAAGAUACAAGCCGAUAAUCAACUUAACAUCAUUAAUAAGUGAUUUGAAAGAAGUAGAGAUGGAUGCUGUCAAGGCUAUAAAAUACUUCAAUAGCACCCGUCACAUGGUUUUGUACUACGAGGAUCUCAUUACAAACAAUACGAAACUAGAAGAUGUUCAAGAGUUUCUAGGUAUUCCGAAGAUGGAAUUGACUAGUCGGCAGGUUAAAAUUCACAAAGGUCCGUUAUCGGAUUUUGUGAAGAACUGGGAUGAUGUGGUAAAGACAUUAAAUGGGACACAAUACGUGAAUUUCCUCGAAGCCGACUACUAAGAUCUACUCCAUUGCUAACAAAUUGAAGGUUGUGGAUACCAUCUUCUGUUGAUUUUCCCUUUUUAUUGAAAGCUUACCGGAGAGAUACCCAAAUAGAAAAUUUUGGCUGCCAUGAAAAGCAUGUACCAUUUCUUCUUUUUGUUCGAAUUUUAUUGAUG